Molecule: messenger RNA, 4927 nt
Organism: Perkinsus marinus ATCC 50983
Lineage: Eukaryota; Perkinsozoa; Perkinsida; Perkinsidae
Exons: 15
Coding region: 1-4893 (1630 amino acids)
Biological process (GO): maturation of LSU-rRNA from tricistronic rRNA transcript (SSU-rRNA, 5.8S rRNA, LSU-rRNA); maturation of 5.8S rRNA from tricistronic rRNA transcript (SSU-rRNA, 5.8S rRNA, LSU-rRNA)
Cellular component (GO): nucleolus
Source: RefSeq, a predicted model, not a curated record
AUGUCGAGUUCAAAGGCCGAAGCCACACUGUGUCUUGUGAAGUUGAUCAGCCCUUCUCGAGCCUUCGAGAUGGCCACUCUCGAGCUGAAGUCAUCCGCAGAUGGUCCAGUAGGAAGAGCUGUUGGAGUGGAGGAAGCUGCCGCUUGGGCACUCUCCCAUAUGAAUGAUGGUGAUGCCGGCCCUGCACAGGACUCGGCCCUCACAGCUAGUGCUGCAGCAAUGGGAACUCAACAGAAGCAGGUCCAUAGAUUCAUCGCUGAGCUGCAAGGGACGGAGGAGGAGGCAUGUGCGGCUCUGAAGACAGCAGUAUACCGCUGCCGUCAGGGAGACUAUGCUGCACUUACGCGUUACAUUGCUCUAUCUCCGGUAUGCGAGGAGCUCUUUGCAUUGGCUGAGAGGAAGAAACAAUCAGAUGGGAGGACCAUAGGGACGACCACGCUGUUCCUCGUAGAGCUACUAGGAUGGACCUUGCUGGCAUGUGUUGACAACAGAUUCCCAAGUUCCUCGGCGACUGGAAACGCCGUGUGCAGGGGAGUUCUCAGCUCCUCUACGAUGUUCGCCUCUCGCUGUCUCUUCUCUGUAUUAAACACCUCCAGAGACUGGGCCCUCAUAGGCGCUUUGAGGCUCCUUAGAGGGCUCUUCUCGUUCUCCCCUAGAGUGGCUCUCCAAGCUAGUACUGCUGUAGCCACCUGGACUGUUACCCGUGACAGCAAGGGGACUGCUGCUAAUGAUACAGUAGAGCAUGGAUGGAAAGCUCUCUCGAGGCUGCUUGGCCGGCGUCGAGUCACGGCCGAAGGUGACACAGUACGGGAACAAGGCCUCCUGCUUACAGUGGCUAUCCUGAAGGCAGCUGAAACCAAUAAGGAUCUUGCAGCUCAGCUGGUCCUGCACCCCAUGUGGCGACCGUUCCUGAGUCGAGCCCUGGCUGGCAGUGGCAACGAGGGCUGCGUAGUUCCCCAGCGUCGAGACCAAGAGGAAAGCGGCUCGAGAGAUAGUGGUGCUGCUCUGGAGAGGAUGCGGCAGGCUGAGGUUGCAGUACUCGAGGCACUUGGCCGCUUUCUGGCCAAUUCUAAGGUGAGUUUCCCUCAAGAUUUCAACCUCAAGAAUGGCCGUAUCGUUCAGUCACGGAAGAGUCGCUUAUUCACGGACCAGGAGUUCUUCCUUCCCCGGUUGUCCCGAGUGGUGGUCGAGGCCACUGAGGAGUCAGUGAUGGACGCUGCCGAGGCCCUCUGGACGGCCAUUGCCACCAACCAUGCCCUCUGGGAAGGGGACAUGGAAGGCCUCGGGGCAGCUCUGGCAGCAAUGAAACCUCCUUGUGACUCCCAAACCAAUAUCCUCGUGGGAGCUCUCUCUUCGCACAAGUCUGCUGUUCUCUGGCACACUAUAGCGGAUAAGUGCUCGCUGGCUUUGGCACCGAGUCCUUCCCUACGAUGGCUGGCGGCUGUGUCAUCUGCUGUGGAGUUAUUGGAUGAUCCCACGCCUUGCGGGCCGCCUUACUUACCUGCAUGCCUCAAUCGAUCUGAGCUCACCGCUGGGUUAUUGUUCUCCGGAGAAGGGAAGGUGUUGGUACGCAGUGCUACGCUUGGUCUGGUCUCAGCGGCAUUAAAGAGGCUUACUCGGAAUCAUGUCAAGGACAACACAGCCUUGAAUGUUGUUGCUGGACAUCUACCGGACAUGCAGAGCAUCCUCAAUGCCAAGCCGGGGACUACUUCAACUAGCGCUCCUUAUUACUUGGCCUGGUCUCAGUGCAUUUGCGCCUAUCAGACCGCCUUACCUGGUAGGUUCCUCCAAUGUAAGUUCGACUGGGGUAGAGCUCUCAUGGAGUGCCGUGAGCCUGUGCAGAGAGCAGUGCUCCUCCCAAUGACCGUACGAGUCCUCGCUGGCUUCCCUCUAGGGAAGAGCAAACUCUCCUGGAUGAGACACUUGGUUGAUACUGCGGCGGAAGAAGAGUUCUGUCAGAGUCUCUUUGAUACUGGUCACUUCACGACCUACGAGGAGGCUAGACUGUGGGGAACCUUACCUUCUAGGGAAGAGAAGCUUUGGGUCGUUGCUGUCUUGCAAGAACUGGCACAGCAUCCACUACUGCCUGUUGGCACAUGGGUAUCAGACUUCGUAAAACAGGCCCUCACUGGCAGGCCCCAACCUCCUGGGCAUAGCUGUUGUGUUACUGACGUUGUUUUAAGACUCGCUCGAUCGAGCGAUGCCUCUGUAGAAGACUGGGAGCACCUCGUCGGGAAAUGUGAUAACCAGAGCGACCUGUUGAAGGAGUUGCGUCUGUCGCAGAGCCCAAAGGAGGACAGCCCUACUACCGGCUCAUCCUCGGAGGGCGGCCCCUUGGCUACUUUGCUCGCCCGUCCGUUGAACCACCAACUUGAUUUGACGCCUGCUGCGAAAACGCCAACACUAGUGGCUGCCGUAGUCGACGAGUUAGCCUAUGAAGGGCAGUUUAAGGCCGCCCUUGAGGUUCUGCUCACUUCCGUUCCUGCUAGUCGGGAGGAGGUUCCUGGCCUCGACCGAGUCCUCAGUAAGAACGCCUCCUUAUUAGCUGCCAUUGCCAGCAUCGCCUCUGACACCUUCCGCCAUAGUCUGCUCUGGCUGCUGACACCGAGGGUCCUAGUACAAGUCUGUCAGUACCGGCAGGAGAUUGCUGUAGAGACAGCCGACUACCUCCAACAUAAGCCGAGGAAGCUGAGGAGGAAGUGGGGUGAUAGGCGCUUCCAGCGCUGUGUCCUAGCCGCUUGCUGUGCUCUAGUCGUUCAUGACAAACCCGAGAGGGCCUCCCUUCUGGCUGAGGAAUUCGGUCCUGUAUCGGCAGAGCUUGACAAAAUUCCCCAAGGUGUACUGCCGCAACUACCACAGGGGCUGUUGGACCUGAGCUCUCUGGAUACUGCUACUGUCUUAUCCAAGGGUGACGCUACCCUCAACCAGUGGUGGGUGGAUAUGGGACGUUUAGACCUUCUUGACGAGGCCUUGGAUGAGGACACGCUCCAGAGUGUUCUCAAGACUACGACAGUUCCCGAGGCAGUUUUGGACGAGUUUGUGAAAUCCGAUCGGGUUUCUGCGUCCACAGUUGUUGCUGUUGCUAGCCAGUUAGCUCGACAAGAGGCGGUCAAGGACAGCGUUAGCCAACACUGGUAUGAGAAGGUCAUACCUUCCCUGUCGGACGAGACGCUCCGUGAUGAAGCCUCUGUCCUUCUCGCUGUCCCGUACACACCCUGUGAGGAGUACUCACACCUACUACAGCGGCUGGUCAGCCUGUGGGGCAUGAGCCGCUCAGAUAACGACGAGGCUCUACUGAAAGUGAUACUGGAAAUGGCCUGCCUCCAUGAGCUCUCUCGGAAGGCUGAGUAUCGACCUGAUUCCCGGAUACCUCGGGCUAUUGCUAAGGAGUGUCACAGGCUUCCUGUACCCGACAUCUUAUUGGAUAACAACCUCUCCAUAGCGAGCUCCGUUCGCUCUGAGUCACUCGACAUAGAUGCCUUCACGGUUUUCACCGCUGGUCGCCUGAGGAGAGCCGAAGCGACAACCACAGACGAGGACUGGCAAAACUAUACACCAGCGGCUGAGCUUGAUUCUCUUGUCACUGAGAUCUGCUCUGGCGGCCGGGCUUUGGGCGCAUUGGUGUUGGCCACGUCGAGCAGAGACAAGAUCGUGAGAGAUCUCUCCCGUGGUUCUCUUGGGAGGGUAGUCGGCUGCCUCGAACUGAAGGUCCAAGGUCGAGAUCAAAGUGGGAUACGCCUCGGGUUCAGAGAUGCCCACGAGGUGCUCUUCCUCCUGCAUGCCUUUCUCAAUGCACUGCCGGAGUCGACGGACGAACCUUCGCCGUCAGUAUUAGCCCAUGCUGUGGCGCAGAUGGCCGCAGUUGUGGUACGCCCGGAGUCGCCAGAGUACGAGGAGGUGUGCCAUGGCAUUUUGGCUAGGCCCUCCCUUGACACAGCAGACAUACCCCUCUGGUUCGACUUGUUCUACUCGAAAAGUGUCAGUAACUGCACCCACCAUAGACGGUGGAUCCUGCAGGUCCUCUCCACAGCGACGCAUCCGGACUACAUAACACCAGAUACCGUGACCGGUCCACUAGGGAAACGUCGAGUCCCGGAGGCCCUUAUGGCUCUCACGGCCGACGUGACACAAACGGAUGUCCAAUUGGAGUGCCAUGCCCUCGACAUCUUACUCAACAUUACAACAUUUUACUCCUCGAGGCCUGGGGCCUUAGUGAAGUUCGUGAAGAACCAUGCUGUGGUCGAGUGGUGCUACAACUUGCUCCGAGACAAGGCCCAUGUAUCUAACGUGCGUUCUCGAGCGUUGAAGAUUGCUGACAUUCUGCUAUCGCGAUUACCGAUACACCCCACUCUGGUCGGGCUGCUCGACCUCUACUUCGGUCUGGGCGAUGCUCAAUCGCUACGUGCUCUCGCUUCUACUACGUUGCCUCGGUACAUUCGUUGGGCCCCGUCGAGCCUCAUGCGAAAACUAGAGGGUGUGGAACUCAGUCCGACCUGCGUCCUGCGUAUACUAAGCCAGAGGCCUAGUGAUGAAUGCUUGCUGUCGACAGCCGUAGCGUCCAUGAAAUCUCUACCUGCCAUCACACCACCAGAUAUCGUCAAGGACUUGGAGGCUGCGCUGUUGUCAGUGAGCGAAUACUGCCCGCCUCAAGCCAUUGCCUUCGCCCGGAUGGCCUCACGCUGCACUGGCUUGACGUGGAAGUCACGUAUAGCCAUCAUUUCCAUCCUGUUACAUGGCAAUAGAAAAGCGCUGAUGAAGCUUCCUUGCGAAGCGUUAGAGGCGAUGAGUCGACUACCCGCAGUCGAAGACCUUUCCGCGUGGUCGGAUGAUGUACCAGACGAGAUUGUCGAAGACUCGGAAACACUCCUGCGGAUGACGAUGUGCUGUGUAUAACUAACGUAACUAACAACGUACUUCAACUUGCCCA